Molecule: messenger RNA, 600 nt
Organism: Penicillium nucicola
Lineage: Eukaryota; Fungi; Ascomycota; Eurotiomycetes; Eurotiales; Aspergillaceae
Product: HIT family protein
Exons: 3
Coding region: 1-600 (199 amino acids)
Biological process (GO): nucleotide metabolic process
Molecular function (GO): catalytic activity
Source: RefSeq, a predicted model, not a curated record
AUGGACUCCAACGCCCCUCCACCAUGCCCUUUCUGCAAAAUUGCAGAAACAUAUCCUCCAACCGGGUUCAACGACCCGUCCUCACACCCAACACCAACAACAGAUGAAAUAACAUCCCACAUGAUCCUCUCAACGGAACAUAUCAUGGCCUUUCUCGACAUAAUGCCCCUCACUCGUGGCCAUGUCCUAGUCGCGCCGAGACAUCAUCAUCAGAUGUUGAGUGACAUGGGCGUUUUGGUUGGACAGGAGAUGGGCAAAUGGCUUCCGAUCCUGUCCAGAGUCGUUACAAAGACUGUCUUUGGGGAGGACCCUGACAGGCAUUGGAAUGUGGUGCAGAACAAUGGCGAAAGAGCAGCACAAGUCGUGCCCCAUGUCCACUUUCAUAUUAUUCCCCGCCCGGCAACAGGGGCCAAUCAAAGAUCUAGCUUUGCCAUGUUUGGUCGGGGCCAGAGAGAGGAAUUGGAUGAUGAUGAGGGCGAGGCUCUUGCCCGUGAACUGAGACUCGAGCUUGUCGAGGAGGUGAAGCGAAUCCAGAGGGAUGAGGGUGUGGAUCUAACGCAGGGGUUGGUUCUGGAUGCGAGCACUAGAGGGAAACUGUGA